AUGAAGGUUACUUGGCUAGCAAAGCGGUCAAACUUAGUUACUCUGUCCCGCUCAAAAGCUGGCCUCUCCGUGCGCAAGCUCUUCGACAACGAGUCCCCCCUCGGUCUCUUUCUUCGCUGGACGGCCGGUGGCAAGGACUCGCGUGGUCUUGACAACCAGCUGGAUGUACGCACAGAACGCUUCAAUGGCCUCCUCGCCAAAAAACGUCUCGUACUGCAAGAGAAUGAAACCGGCGAUAUUGAGGUUUGUGCUUAUUUGGGCUCCCUACUUACCGUCGCUCCGCCCCCUCCCCCUGUCUGUCCAUAUGUAGACUUUGCACCU
Molecule: messenger RNA, 321 nt
Organism: Dibothriocephalus latus
Lineage: Eukaryota; Metazoa; Platyhelminthes; Cestoda; Diphyllobothriidea; Diphyllobothriidae
Source: the annotation of a GenBank genome assembly